CACGAAGGAGCUGGAGGACAGGAGCUCAUGCCCAGAAUUGAGUUGUGUCCCGCUGAGCCCUCUGCCACGUACCUACAGGAUGAAGAACCUUUCAUUUCUCCUUUUCCUUUUCUUCCUUGUCCCGGGGCUGCUGGGCUCCAGCAUGCCACUGUGUCCCAUGGAUGAAGCCAUCAAUAAGAAGAUCAAUCAAGACUUCAGCUCUCUAUUGCUAGCUGCAAUAAAAAACGUUGGCCUAUAUUGCUGGACAGUCUCCUCCAGAGGGAAGUUGUCCUCUUGCCCAGAAGGCACAGCCGUCGCGAGCUGCUCCUGUGGCUCUGCCUGUGGCUCAUGGGACGUUCGUGAGGGAACAAUGUGUCACUGCCAGUGUGGAAGCAUAGACUGGACAGCAGCCCGUUGCUGUGCCCUGCGGGUCAGUUCCUGAGGACGUUGGUUGAGAACUGAGCUUGCCCUCCACGUGUUGCAGAGGGACAAUGGGGAUGGGGAUGGGGAUGGGAAGAGGAUAGGGGGCGGGUCCAAGACGAGGGUCUGGAAAUACAGAAUGAGAUGAUAAAGAUGCACCGUGAAGUGGA
This is a messenger RNA of Arvicanthis niloticus (Nile rat), 569 nucleotides long. Lineage: Eukaryota; Metazoa; Chordata; Mammalia; Rodentia; Muridae. The record is from RefSeq and is a predicted model, not a curated record.